CGUAGAGGCCGGGAGGCGGGAUUGCACGGCGCGUCAAGAUAGGGUGAGCGGCAGACAGAAGCUGGAAGUGGUGAUAUUUAAAAAUCUUUGGUGUAGAAGUUAGGAAAACACUGUAAAUUUCACCGUGUUUGGGCUUGACUGACAACUACGCAGAAUGUCGCACAUGUCAUAUAAUGGUGGGGCUGUCAUGGCCAUGAGGGGUAAAGAUUGUGUGGCAAUAGCAGCUGACAGGCGGUUUGGAAUUCAGGCACAACUGGUGACAACUGACUUCCAGAAAAUCUUUCCGAUGGGCGAGAGGUUAUUUAUUGGACUGGCUGGUCUCGGCACAGAUGUACAGACUGUUUCACAGCGUCUCAAAUUCAGGUUGAACCUGUAUGAAUUAAAAGAAGGAAGACAGAUCAAACCGAAAACAUUUAUGAGCAUGGUGUCAAAUCUUCUCUAUGAGCGACGAUUUGGCCCGUACUACGUCGAACCAGUGAUUGCAGGUCUCGAUCCCAAAACAUAUCAACCGUUUAUUUGUUCACUUGACUUAAUUGGAUGCCCAAUGGAGACCGAAGACUUUGUGGUCAGCGGAACGUGUUCUGAACAAAUGUACGGCAUGUGUGAGUCCCUUUGGGAACCAGACAUGGAACCAGAAGAUCUGUUUGAAACUAUAUCUCAGGCUAUGCUGAAUGCCGUGGAUAGAGAUGCUGUAUCUGGUAUGGGUGUCAUCGUUCACAUCAUUGAAAAAGACAAGAUUACCACCAGAACAUUGAAGGCUCGUAUGGAUUAAAAACAAAACCUCUGCAACACACUUUGCAAUACAGCUUUUUUUGUUUGUGUCGUUUCCUACUUUUAGGUGUGUCAGAACAGAAGAGCAUCAGUCGAAGCAGGAUAAUUUGAAUGGAAUAACUUUUCGUAUUCUAUUUGGCAGUCAUUGAGUAUUCUGUUUAUAUGAUGUAAUUAAAAUAAACUAGUUAUAUAACGGG
Carcharodon carcharias (great white shark) is the source of this 968-nucleotide messenger RNA. It is a transcript of the gene psmb3, whose product is annotated as proteasome 20S subunit beta 3. The transcript has 6 exons. The coding region runs from base 155 to 772 and encodes 205 amino acids. Gene Ontology annotation, biological process: proteasome-mediated ubiquitin-dependent protein catabolic process. Gene Ontology annotation, cellular component: proteasome core complex; proteasome core complex, beta-subunit complex. The record is from RefSeq and is a predicted model, not a curated record. Lineage: Eukaryota; Metazoa; Chordata; Chondrichthyes; Lamniformes; Lamnidae.